AUGAUUUCAUUAAAAAAAAUUAGAGAAUCUAAUUUGUUUGAGCCGGAAGACUACUUUCAAGCACAUAAACUAUGGUCAAAAACAGAAACACGUUUUUGGACGAUAAAUUUUUUUAUAGGUACUUGUGUACUAUAUGCUUCAAGAGCAGCAUUACCAAUAUGUGCAACUGUAAUGGCUCAAGAAUAUGGAUGGAAUAAAGAAAGUUCAGGAACAGUUAUGUCUUGUUUUUUCUGGGGAUAUGCAUUAACACAAGUUGGUGCUGGUAAAUGUGCUGAUAGAUAUGGUGGUGAAAAAAUUUUAAGUUUUACAACACUUAUUUGGAUAUUUUUAACAUUUUUUACACCUCAAUUAUUUGAUAUAGCAUAUUUUUUACCGUUUUAUUCAUUAUUUUUUGUUUUAUGUGUUAGAGUGUUUACUGGAGUUGGUCAAGGUUUUCAUUUACCUUGUAUGGCUUCAAUGAUAUCCAGACAUUUAAAGUUGAAUGAUAAAGCAAAAGUUUUUGGUUUUACUUUAAGUGGUACACAUCUCGGUACUGCUAUUGCCGGUGGUGUUGGCUCAUUACUUUUAGAUUUUUUUGGUUGGAGGCAAUUUUUUCAAUUUGCAGGAUUAAUAAGCUUUAUUUGGUGGAUAUUAUUUAGACGUUUAGUUUCGAAUAAAAAUUUUAGACUUAAAGUUUAUAAUAUGGGAAAACAAUAUCCAAAACCUUAUUUUAAAGCAAAAAAUUCUUUUGAAUCACUACCAUUAAAAGAAAAUAUUGAUGAAAAACCAAUAAAUAACGAAAGACAGCAUGUUGUGUUACCAGCAGUUGAUGUUCCAUGGCAAAAACUUUUAGUACAUCCUUCCUUUUGGGCAGCUGUUGUAGCACAGUAUUCUGGAGCUAAUGCAUAUUAUACAAUGUUUUCAUGGCUACCCUCUUAUUUCCAUGACAAUUAUCCAGAAGCCAAAGGAUUUGUUUACAAUGUAAUUCCAUCUCUUGGAAUUGUUGUGACUUCCGUUGUUGCACCAACAAUAGCGGGAAGAAUAUUAGCCAAAGGCAUUUCAUUAUGUUUAAUAUUAGUAUCAUUAGUAUCAACCACUAAUUAUAUCAUACCCGUAUUAAUAUUUACAACGGCUAUGGGUUUUCGUGGUUUGCAUCAUGGCGGUGUAGCGGUGAAUGUCCCUGACUUUGCUCCAAAUCAUACUGGAGCAGUUUUUGGAUUAUUCAAUUCCUUUUCAGCAAUAACUGGAUUUAUAGGUGUUUUUUUUGCUGGGAAAAUUCUUCAAUUAACGGGUAAUAAUUGGAGUAUGGUAUUUUUAUUUACAGCUUUACAAUCUAUUGUUGGUGCCAUUGUUUAUGGUUUUUUAGGCACUGGUGAUAGAAUUAUUUAA
Molecule: messenger RNA, 1368 nt
Organism: Strongyloides ratti
Lineage: Eukaryota; Metazoa; Nematoda; Chromadorea; Rhabditida; Strongyloididae
Product: Solute carrier family 17 member 9
Exons: 3
Coding region: 1-1368 (455 amino acids)
Biological process (GO): transmembrane transport
Molecular function (GO): transmembrane transporter activity
Source: RefSeq, a predicted model, not a curated record